CCUUACACACCCAGAGACAGCCAGACUGACUCACGAGAUGUACGAGUGACUGUGGCUGCUGGGUGGACGGGUACAAUAUGGCUGAUAAGCGAAAUAACGGCCUAUAACCGGAAGCCGAAAAGCUGGCCAAUAACCGAGUUGGCAGGUUUUUAUCGGCCAGUCUAAUGUGGAUUUACCAUGAAUUUAGAAUGCCUCCUGCCACCUGGUCAAACUAGUGUCGCCUACAGUAUAGGAUAAUGGAAUGGGACUUGAAGAUAGAUGAGAAGGAUGCCACUGACAUGGAGGAAGGUCUCAAUGUUCAUCUCUAUUCCCAAGAUGAAAGUGAAGAUGAUUUGCAAGUAUCUUUUGAGAGUAAUUUCAGGAGGAAAAAAAAUUUUACCUCCAAGCUUUACUUAACUAAAGAAAAAAAGCAUGAAGGAUAUAAAACCAACUGUGAUGCAGAAGGGAUGCUAAAUCAACCUUCUAUGGGCGGCUCUAGCAGUAAUAUUCCUUUUAAUUAUUUAUCUGCUUUUAAUUCAGUACAACACACCAGGCUACACUUUCAGGAUAAUUUUUCAUAUCCUGCCUUUUGUAACAUUCCUUGUGAAACUUUAAAAGUUUUUCCGGUCAUUAAAAAUGGUGGAUCUUCAAAAAUGUCUGAUUCCAAGGAUGGUAAAUGUGAUGUGGAUACUAAGGUAAAUAUUGAAAAUGUUACAUCCUUGGGACUUCAGCCAACUCCCAAUGAGUUUGAUACUGAAAAUCAGACUUGAAAGAUAUUGAUGAUAAAGAGAAUAACUCUUCUUCUAACUUAAUGAUAGAUGUCAUUGGCAAAAUUAAUACCCAGAACAGUGAUAUGCAGAAAAAAGGUACAGUUGAGUAUAGUAUAAGAGGUGGUCAUCCAGGUACAAGUGAGGUGUGGAAUAAUCAUCAGCACUACACGAAGAAAGAUUCUUCUGAUGCCAGGUCAAUACCUGUGAUGUGUAGAAAUUAUCAAGCAAAGGAAAAUUCUUUUCAUAAAUGUGAACUAAAAAAUAUUUGCCAGUAUGCAUCGCUGGAGAAAUCUUCAGAUAUGAAUGAAAUGGCAAAAUGUACAUCUCCAUCAGAGAUACUGGUUGCGAGCAGGAAAAAGAAAGGGAAGUAUUUAACUAAGGUGCUUAAGAUAAGCAAAAGUUUUAAAAGUUUGGCCUCCAAAUAUGACAGUCCACCAAAGGUAACACCACCUGAAGAAAUUUCUUUGAAUUCUACAUUCACUGGUAAAGAAAAUAGUGAGAGAUGCCUAGAAGAACCAGUUAUCAAUUUAGUACACCUCAAGAGUCACAGGUCACGUGUAUAAGUGAAGAUGCUUCUAGUGGUUAUUUAGAAAGUGGGAGUGUACAGGCAAAAUCCAUAGUAGAACCCAAAUCCUCAGGUGCUCACUGUCAUAUCAGUUAUUCUUAUUUGGGUAAUGAAUCCUUCCAUGGCCAAGAUGUUGAGAGUCUACCAGCAUAUACUGCUAAUGAAAUAAGCACAAACUGGUGGCUCUUUCAUGCUCCAAGUAGUUCAAGUGCAGUGCCACAAGCCCUAAGUGCACACGGCCAAGGGUACAAUUAUGCCGUCAAGUCUGAGUGUGAUGAAAAAGAACUACAGAUGAAGAAGUUUAAACCAGGCUUUAUAGACACACACUGUCAUCUCGACUUCUUAUUUCAGCGCUUGAAUUUCAGUGGCUCUUAUGCAGAAUUUCAGUCAGAUCGAGAAAAUAAAGAUCCAUUUCCUGUCUCUUACGAAGGCUGCGUUGCUAUUUUUUGUAAGCCUUGGACAUUUAAGAAGAUAAACUGGUGGGAGGACAUCAUAUCAACAUCCAAUGUGUGGGCAGCUUUUGGCUGCCAUCCACAUUUUUCUGAGAGUUUCAGUGAUGAGGAAGAAGUAUAUCUUAGACAUGCACUUCAGAAUGAAAAAACUGUGGCUCUUGGUGAAAUUGGUCUAGAUUAUUCAGAGAGAAAAUAUCUGAGUCGUGAAUUACAGCAAGCUGUAUUUCGUAAACAACUGCAGAUAGCCUUGGAAUAUAAAAAGCCAAUUGUAAUUCAUUGCCGUGACGCUCACAGGGAUUGCAUCGAAAUUUUAAAAGAGGUGUAAUACUAUAUUCUUUAU
Molecule: messenger RNA, 2106 nt
Organism: Cherax quadricarinatus
Lineage: Eukaryota; Metazoa; Arthropoda; Malacostraca; Decapoda; Parastacidae
Source: RefSeq, a predicted model, not a curated record